This is a messenger RNA of Coprinopsis cinerea okayama7#130, 655 nucleotides long. RefSeq lists its product as hypothetical. The coding region runs from base 186 to 506 and encodes 106 amino acids. The transcript has a single exon. Lineage: Eukaryota; Fungi; Basidiomycota; Agaricomycetes; Agaricales; Psathyrellaceae. The record is from RefSeq and is a predicted model, not a curated record.
AGAACCCCGAUAGACGCCAGAAUGAGAGAGCCUGGUCUGAGUUGAGAAUGAUCGGGAUUAGCACAAGUUCUAAGGUGUCACUACGGGGAACAUCGAAGGUGCACACGAAGUGAGCAUGGGAGACAGUCCACGAGACACGACGGUGAUGCACGCCUUGGCUAUUCAAUUCUCCUUGGGAAGCUCGGAUGCCAUGCUGUUCAAGCGACCCAUUGGUAUGGUAUGUAGAACACGAAGCCGUUCGCUUCGUAACGGUAAACCACGAGCCUUCGCGGAAGAACUCUGGGUUCUAUAAAUUACAGACAUAUCCUGCCAAUGCGAACCUCACCGGCGAAAUAUCUAUCAGAGCGCACUGUUGCCGCGUCCCAAAGAACUUGAAAAUGGAAGCAUUUUUGCCAUCUACAAUCACACAAUUAUUCUAUUCCAGACGAGUGAGUGACAAGAUGACCACGGAAUCUGGAGUGUCCUUGGUUAGUCGACGCAUGCGUGGAGCGACCCUCUCGCGGUGAACACGUAGGAAUUUAGCGCCCCUUUUUGGGCGCCAAAUGAUCUUCGGAAAGAAAAGAAUUGCGGAGAGUAGAAUCCGGGCAGACUCCCCGGGCCGGAGCUUGGUAGUAGAUCGGGAAAAACUCACUCAGAUGUUGGGAUUGGACUCUUG